AUGGAAGACAAGGUGGUAGAGCCUUGGGUGCCUACUUCCCUGCAGGAAUCAUGCUUAAAGGCCGAGGAGAAGACCCUAGACUUUGAGUUUGAGGUGGUCAGUGUCCAGUUCAAUGAAGUGGGGCAUUAUGGCCUGCGGCUGACGGUGGAGAACCCGCUGCUGAAAGACUCUGGGGCCAGAGUUCAACUCCAACUGGAUAGUGGAGAGGUGCUCCACACCAGCACGGGGAUCACUGACGUCAUUGAACAGAGGGAUCCAGGCCAGACCCACACCUUCGCCCGGCGCAAAUUCAUCUUCACUCUGCCAAAAGGAUUUUGCAAAAAUGACGUGAACCAUGAUGUGCAGCUGCGGAUUGAGGCCAUCAGGCUGGGAGGGGUCUCACUGCAGGAAGUCCACCGGGCAGGGGAGGCCAUCUUUGCCAUCUACCCCCGCCCCAACCACCCACGAAUGAACCCGAGGGCCCGGUGGGACGAGGACCUAUACCAUUUCAGCAGCAGCCUUGCCCUGCUAAGGGUGCAGCAUGCCAGGUUGACCCGGCAUUGUGGUCGGCUGGUCUACACCGUUUCCUUCCAUGAGCACCGGCCCCUGCAGAACACACCUGGAGCCUCCCACCCGUCUGUUUCAGAAGCUUCUGGAGGCACCGAGGAAUCAGCAGACGCCUCCUCGGAGAUCAGCAGUCACCUGCCCCAUACCAAAAAGGAGUUGAUCGCUGUCAUCUUACACGGAGCCACUAACCUGCCUUCUCUUCAGGACGGCUCUAAGCCCUGGCCCUAUGUUAUAGUGAAGUGGGAGGCAUCCCAGGUGGGGCUGGAAGAGACCUGGUGCCUGGCUGCUGUCUGGAUUGGAGCCAAGAGAUUUGAGGCUGCAAUGUCCCAGAGGGUGGUCUCCGAAGAGUGUCUGAAAGAGGAAAAAGCCUUGGCUAAACUAGUGCUAGCCAUCAGCAGGGGAAGGAAGAAAAUGAAGAGAAAGGAGGCAGGAAUCAUCUCCAUUCUGUUGCAGCUGAGUCCUGUGCUUCAAUUAAUGUUGCAUUACCGAUCCCAGGAGCAUUCUGGAAAAUCAGGAUCUUUGACCCCUAGGGCACUGGGCUGGGAUCGGAAAAUCAGUUCAGAAGAGGCCAAGGAUUGGAAUGCCAAGACCUUCUCUCCUGUGAGCAAGGAACCCACUCACUCUCCCACCUGGGAAAUGGUGGUGACAACUGAAAUCCAAGAGGAAAACAUAGACUGUGAAGAUGUGAUCCUGACAGUGGCAGAUCAUAAAACCAGUGAGGUAUUGGCAGCCUACCGAAUUCCUGUGAAAUGCCUCCAUGUCUUCCAUCCCUAUCAUUUUGAGCUGGUGACGCCCAAAAAGGGGGACCCAGCUGGCACCAAAUUGUAUACCUCCAUCAUGCGUAAGGGCAGUUUCAUUCCCCGCUGCAUUGGAUUCACUUACACUGCUUUGGAGGUCUUCCUCCACGGGAUGAAUCAGCCUCUGAAAAAAUCUGUCAGUCCUAUCGUGGUGGUGGUACGAGUAGUCACCAACUACAGGGACUUCAUGAAGGUCAGGCUGGCCAACUCCCCAUUAUACUCAGGGCUGCCUCUAACCACGGUCGACUUCCCCAGUCCCUCUGUGACGUCAUUUGAUGUUCAUCAGAUCCCCAACCAAGGAUGUCCUCAGAUCUCGCUGCCUGGGAAGCCAGAAGAACAGCCCAUGUGGAACAGCUCCUUCCUCUUUCAAGGCAGGGAUGGUGCCACCCUCUUCACAGAAGACACGGCCCUGGUGUUGGAGUACUACCCAGUGACCACAGUGAUGAAGAAUGAACCCUGGAAUCUCUUCAGGCUUCUGGGCUUGUCUGUCCUCCCACUGAACAACUGUGUGUACCGAAAGUUGGUGGCUGGCCCAAACUGGACUGGGCUACAGGUGGAAGGACUCCCCAUUCUGGGCACCAAGCUGGAAACCAAGUCUGGCCAAUUUCCUGCAGUGCGGUUCUCUAUGCAGCUGAUUGGCUCAGAGAGACCAGACCGAUUCUUGACGAUUUCCAACAGCAAGGAUUUUCCCAGUCUGAACCCCUGGAUACUGGACUCCCGUCUUGAGGCUAUCACAGAGUUGAGGAGCAAACCAAGUGUGAAGUGUGAGUCUCCGGCCCCCCUCCUUCCACCUUCCCCAAUGGAAGGCUCCCUCCAGGUGACUUCACAGGUUGAGCUCCCACUCAGUGCGGCAGGGGUGGAACGUUCAGCCUCAUCGACUCACUCAAGCCUCAUCUGUAUCUCACCUUCAAGGAUUGGACUGGUGCGGUCCAAGGCUUAAAUCAAAGCCCAGGCCACCUGACUUGCUCCCGCUGCUCCUUCCUGAGGAGAUUUGUGGGAGCCCAAGGGCUCUCAUACCAGGGGAUGAAUAAUUGAC
Molecule: messenger RNA, 2379 nt
Organism: Tachyglossus aculeatus (Australian echidna)
Lineage: Eukaryota; Metazoa; Chordata; Mammalia; Monotremata; Tachyglossidae
Product: coiled-coil domain-containing protein 33-like
Exons: 16
Coding region: 1-2283 (760 amino acids)
Cellular component (GO): peroxisome
Source: RefSeq, a predicted model, not a curated record